Molecule: messenger RNA, 798 nt
Organism: Magallana angulata
Lineage: Eukaryota; Metazoa; Mollusca; Bivalvia; Ostreida; Ostreidae
Exons: 4
Coding region: 1-798 (265 amino acids)
Source: RefSeq, a predicted model, not a curated record
AUGCCAGACGACCAAGGGGCGUUUGAUUUUAAGAAUGAAAAGGUACAAGAUUUUGAAGGGAAAGGGAAAGAGGAUAGCAUUCAGAAUGAAGUCGAUGGUAAUGGGAUGGAAGCUUUAGAGACAUAUGAAGAGAAGCAAACUGAUCCGCGAACAACAAAUGAACUAAUUGAGGAUUUUGAAGUUCACCCAACAAAGGAUGUACAAUUUGAUAAGUUGGUUAAAUACUUACUUGACGGAGUAAAAUCAGAAAUGAUAAAGAAAGUUGAAGAAGGAUUAAAGAGCCAGAGCGAAGUGAAACAGUCGGAGGUUGAAGAGGAAGCCUUGGGUCAAAUAAAAAAGGAUGAAGGGGCUGGUAUGGAGGUUAAGCAAGAAAAUGAAGAAAAUGUCACUCGCCUGAAAAAAGUAAACACUUCGCCGCCCGAAGAAGCUAGGCACGGAAAUGAUGAAGGCUUGAAGAAAGAGAAAGAAAUCUUUCAAAAUGAAGGACACCAACUUUUGGAGAAAGCAAAAGAUAAUGACAACAAAAUUGUUGAUAUCAGAGAGGAAAAUGCUGUAAAAAGUUUCAAAGCACCAGUUACCGGAUCAAAGGAGCCUAAACCAAAAGACCCUGAAUUGGAAGCCGUCAAAUCCAACCAGCUGAUAAAACGUGAAGUAGAUGAAGAAAAGACUGGCUUCGACACAAGAAACAAGCUUGUUCUUGAUGACUAUGAAGAUAAUGAUGAUGAUGAUGGCUUUAUGCCGAGAAAAUUGUUUUUCUUCAGCUUUUCUGAAUUUAAGAAAGAAGAAACCUGCGCUUAA